CUCUCUUUCUCUCUCUUACUAUUUCUGUCACAUGUGCUUGUUAUUACAUUCGUGUGUAUUGUUGUUGUGCACGUUGCUAAUUGCUUUGGUUUCGUGUUUCAUUGUUCUGUUUAGUUCGGUUACCGAGAAACGGCGUGCAAUUUGAGAUCUUGGGCUUUGUGUUCUCUCUCUCUUUUUUCUUUUUUUUCCCCACUUUCCAUAGUGAUGGAUGAAUUGAACUAUUUUGAAGGUCUUGGCUGACUUAAUGGUGGAGUCGAAAUUUCUAUUCACCUUUUUUCUUCUUUAAAUUUUAUAUUAUUCUUUUUUUUUGUGGCUCUCAAAAAGUAGGAAAUUAACGUGCGGACGUUGGGUGUGCCUUUUUUGCUAUCUAAAUCUAAUUAUGAAUCAUGGUAACUUUGAUCUCACUUGGUUCUUCAGUUCAGUGUGUUUGAGGAGGACCUCAAUCUAGUUAGCCACAUGUAUUAUCUUACAUAAAUUGCAAUUCAAUUCAGUUCAAUUACUACUUAGUAUUGUUAUGCCUUGUGCCCUGCUUGAAGGUGAUUUGACACUGACCUUUUCAUUUGCAAAUUGCAACUUAGUAGUGUAAGGUUUCCAUGAGCUUUUUUGCCAUGCCUUUGCUGAUGAUUUUGGAUUUAAUUCUUGAGAUAGUGUCAUCACAAUGACUUAGUUCUAAGGCAUAUUAAAAGACCAAAGUCAAUAAUGAUUAUCUGGGACUGACCUUACUUAUCUGUCAUCCUAUCCUAUGCUUCUCAUCCAACAAGCUGCUAUAUUCAUGUUUCAGACCUUUGAUACACAUUCAAUAAGCUUUCUUCAGCCUUUAUGACUGUGGUUUCUUGUUAGUUCUCUGAAACUUAAGUUUGGCAGACUAAUUAGAGAUAGUUGAAUUGGAUUUGUGUUUGAAGUUGGCAAUCAUUAACUGAUAAGGGGAUUUUUUAUUUUAUUUUAUUCAAGGCUUCAAGCCAUGCUUUUUUUGGUGAUAUUUAUUCCUUUUUUACUUUUAGCAUCUGCUGAUGUUGUUACUAAUAUACUGUCAAAGGUUGGCGUUCACAUUUGGGUUUGGGAUGCUUAUUGAUCCUUUGGAUACUAAUGUAUAUGGAAUGCCUGGUACUGUUUAUUAGCCAAUAUCUUUGGCACUUUGACAGGCAUAGCGAAAUGAACAUCUUUCUACGGCUUUCCUUACAAUGGUUUAGUGGCAUACACUUAGGUACUUAGCAAUUUGUAGAAGGCGACAAGUUUAGAUUCCCCCAGUAAAAAACGCUGGGGAAGCUGCUGGAGCUUAUGUUGGUGUUUUGGACCUCAUAAAAACAGCAAGAGAGUGGGCAAUGCUGUCCUUGUUCCUGAACCUGUUGAACCUAUAGGCCCAGUUGGAUUUCAUCCUGCUACUGCUGCACCAAAUCCUUCAACUGCUAUUGUAAUGCCAUUCAUUGUCCCUCCCUCUUCACCUGCAUCUUUUCUCCAAUCUGAUCCUCCAUCUGCUACUCAAUCACCGGUUGGAUUAUUCUCCCUCAGUUCUCUCACUGUUAAUGCUUCUGGUGGACCUGCAUCCAUUUUUGCCAUAGGCCCUUACACCUAUGAGACUCAGUUAGUCUCGCCACCUGUAUUUUCUACCUUCACAACUGAACCAUCUACUGCUCCGUUCACUCCACCACCUGAAUCUGUGCAGCUGACAACACCAUCAUCCCCUGAGGUGCCAUUUGCUCAAUUGCUGGCAUCUUCUUUAGAUCGGAAUUGUAAAAGUAAUGGUACAAAUCAGAGGUUUGCAUUAUCCAAUUAUGAGUUUCAGCCUUAUCAACAAUAUCCAGGGAGUCCUGGCACCCAACUCGUAUCACCCAGAUCAAUCAUUUCUACUUCUGGCAGUUCUACUCCUUUCCCUGAUAGACACCCAGUUCUUGAAUUCCACAAAGGGGAAGCACCAAAGCUCUUGGGCUUUGAAAACUUCUUGACACAUAAAUGGAAUUCAAGGCUUGGAUCUGGGUCUUUGACGCCAGAUAGUGCAGGGCAAGGUUCAAGACUAGGUUCAGGAUCUUUCACACCUGAUGCUGUUAAGCUAGCUUCACAAUUAGGCUCUGGGUGUUUGACACCUGAUGGUUUGUGUCAGGACUCAAGGUUCGGUUCUGGAUCUUUGACACCUGAUGCUGUAGCACCAACUGCUAGAAAUGACAUUGAUAUAGGAAAACAGAUUUCUGAGGUAACAUCCAUUGUGAAUUCAGAGAAUGAGUGUCAACCCAAGGCAGCAUUAGUUGAUCACAGAGUUUCAUUUGAAUUAACUGGGGUAGAUGUUCCACGAUGUCUAGCAAAUAAAUCAGGGUCUUCAUUGCUUGGAAACAUGUCAGGGUCUUCUCAGGGUACACUGGUUGAAGACCCCGUUGACAUAGAAAAGAUACAAAAAAACUCCAAUAGUAGUUGUGCUUUCUGUUCAAGGAAAACUUCAAAUGCUUCAAAUGAUAAGUCUUGCAAUUCUCCUGGAGAAGGAGCGGAACAGUGCUGUCGAAAGCAUCACUCUUUUAAUUCUUCCAAAGAAUUUAACUUUGACAACAGAAAAGGUGUUGUUUCUGAUACUCCUGCCAAUAGCUCCAAUUGGUGGACUAAUAAAAAGAUAGUUGGAAAGGAAGGUAGAUCAAGCAACAGUUGGACAUUCUUCCCAAUGCUACAGUCAGAAAUCAUUUAAAGAUUUAGUUCAUUGCAAUGCGACUUAACCAGUAAGGUUGGGAACAGAAGGCUUUGGAUUGCAGAAUCAUUAGCAAUACUAGAUGCAUAUCUUGAGACACUGCUCUUAGUGCAGUUGAUUUGCCUUGAGGAAAUGGCAGUAAAUGGAUAGGUGAGUGAGAGACGACAGCCGUUGUAGUAGUCCCUUAGGAUCCAAAGUAGAAUACAAGAGGGGCAAAGUUGGUAUGGACAAGUAAAAUGGAUUCUAAAUUCUGAUAGAGCAUUACCUUAGUUGCAAGUAUACAGGGAUAGGGAGUUACAGGUAAUCUGAUUUGUGGAUUAUUGUGAGUCUGUGACAUUUAAUGUGCAAUAAUGAGAAGGAAAAAAAAACUCUUUUUGCCCUUGGGUUA
Glycine soja is the source of this 3056-nucleotide messenger RNA. RefSeq lists its product as uncharacterized. The record is from RefSeq and is a predicted model, not a curated record. The coding region runs from base 1415 to 2668 and encodes 417 amino acids. NCBI's taxonomy places the organism in Eukaryota, Viridiplantae, Streptophyta, Magnoliopsida, Fabales, Fabaceae. The transcript is spliced from 2 exons.